This is a messenger RNA of Priceomyces carsonii, 918 nucleotides long. RefSeq lists its product as uncharacterized. The transcript is spliced from 2 exons. Lineage: Eukaryota; Fungi; Ascomycota; Pichiomycetes; Serinales; Debaryomycetaceae. The record is from RefSeq and is a predicted model, not a curated record. The coding region runs from base 1 to 918 and encodes 305 amino acids. Gene Ontology annotation, molecular function: DNA binding, bending.
AUGAAAUCCCAAAAUAUAAAGGUUGCAAUGAAUAAGGACUCGGCUCCUGAAAGCGAAGAACAAAAAUUUAAACAGAAAUGCAAAGAAUUAAAGAAAAGAAUAAUCGAGGUCGAAGAGAGCAAUGAAAUAUCAACGAUAGCGUUAUCUAGAACAAAAGCUGCUAUCCGUCGUUUAAGACUUGAGUAUUCGAUUCUUUUGGAAAGACUAGAGGAUCGCGUUGUUAUGAUACCUAAUGGAAAUUAUGAUGAGGAAGAUAUGACUCCUCCACCAUCACCGACAAUACUUGAUGAAUCCUUGAAUAGUUCAAAUACUAAGCUUACAAGAAAUGGGUUAUCAAAGAAGGGUAAAAGAGGUAAAACGGGAGCAAAUCUGGCUGGAACAGGAGGCGGUCCAAACCGUGUUCAGAAGAUUAGGGAUCCUGAUUUGCCCAAGAGGCCCACUAACGCUUAUUUAAUAUUUUGUGAAAUGGAAAAGGAACGCAUAAAGAAAGAACUAGAGGAGAAAAGCCCAGGUGCGGUCACUGAUCUUUCUAAAACCUUAACAGAGAAUUGGAAAAAUUUGAAUGACGAAGAACGUAAACCAUAUUAUAAGUUGUAUGAGGAUGAUAGGGAGCGUUAUCAAAGAGAGAUGGUUGUAUAUAACCAAAAGAAGCAAAUUGAAACAGAUGAGAAGAGAUUAAAUAAAAGACAAAAGCUUGAUGGCACUGCUACAUUAGAUGAUUCUAAUUUGAAAACGGACUCGAAGAUUGAUGCGCUUGGAAAUGAUGUGGCUAAUAGGGAUCGUCAUACUACGGGCGAAGAUGAUGGAGCUGAGGCUAACGCUGUAAAUCCUAAUUUGAAUACUGUAAUGAAUGAAACUCAAACACUAGAUAAAAGUAACGAACCCGAUUUAAACUCGGAAGACUCUAAGGAUCACUGA